UGCCCAUCUCUUCUAAGAGCAAUCCGAAGGUCUGAAAUCUCGAUUCUUGUCAUCUCUAAAAAAUAUGCAGAUAGCAAAUAUUGUCUCUUGGAACUUGCUGAGAUUUGGGAUUGCCAUAAAUCUAACGGUCAAACCAUUCUACCUGUAUUCUUUGAUGUUGAGCCACGGGAUAUUCGACAUCAGACCGGAAGUUUUGAGGUUCUAUUUCAGGAACACCAGAGGAUGUAUAAGUCUGAUGAUGUAGAGAGUUGGAAGAAUGCUUUGAAAGAGGUGGGGAAUCUAAAGGGAUGGACUCUCAAAGGGGGUGCAACCAUUGAGGAUCAGUCAAAUUUAGUCGAGUUAAUUGUUCAAAGGGCUUUGAGAGAACUAAACAACACACCAUUGGAUGAAUGUAAACACCCUGUUGGAAUAGAUUCCCACAUUGAUAAACUACUUCCUUUGUUAGAUAUUGAUUCCGAUGAUGUAAGAUUUGUGGCAAUAUGUGGCAUGGGCGGCCUUGGAAAGACAACUAUUGCAAAGGCUGUCUAUAAUUGCAUCUUUAGAAGCUUUAAUGGAAGUAGCUUUCUUAUAGAUGUGAGAGAAGAAGCUUCACAAGGAAAUAAGGGUUUAGUUUCUUUGCAAAAGCAACUUCUUAAAGACAUCUUUGACAGGGAUCAAGACAUAAGCAAUUCUUCUCAAGGAUCAAAAUUGAUAGAAAAGAGACUCCAUAGAGAAAAAAUUCUUCUUAUUCUCGAUGAUGUGGAUGAUUAUGAACAACUUGAUGCAUUAGCUGGUGGAAUCAAUUGGUUUGGUCAAGGAAGCAGGGUCAUCAUAACAACUAGAGAUGACCAUUGUUUGAAUGUACAUAAAGCUGGUAAAAGUAUUAAAAUAUAUAAGCCUGAAGAACUAAAUGCUGAGAAUGCUCUUCAACUCUUUAGUUUGCAUGCCUUUUCAAUGAGCAAACCUCCUGAUGAUUUUAAAGAGCUUUCAUGUGAAGUUGUGCAACAUGCUGGUGGGCUACCUUUAACCCUAGAGGUGUUGGGUUCUUUUCUAUGUGACAAAAGCGAGGAAGAAUGGGAAGAUACAUUUCGAGGAUUGAAAAAUAUCCUUCAUAACAAGGUCUUUGGAAUGUCAAUAAGAAGCUAUGAUGACAAGGUCUUUGCAAGGUUGAUGAUAAGUUUCAAUAAACUAAGUCACCAAGCAAAAGUUAUAUUUCUUGAUAUUGCAUGCUAUUUCAUUGGAUGGGAAGUAGAAAAAGCAAUUCCAAUAUGGGAAGCUUGUGAGUUGUAUCCAAGAUUAGCCAUAAAAGAACUCACUCAAAAGCACCUCCUAAAGAUUGAUGUUGAUGGCCAAUUGAGAAUGCAUGAUGAACUUCAAUUUAUGGGAAGGAGAAUUGUCUUGAAAGACAUCAAUGGGGAUCCUGCCAAGCUUACUAGAUUGUGGUCUGCUGAUGAGAUCUCAGAAGUAUUAGAAAAAGGCAAGGGAACUCAAAUGGUUGAAGGUAUCCUCAUUCCAUUUGGACUGCACAUAGAUGAUUUAAGCUUUGAUGACUUUGCCAAGAUGCCCAAUUUAAGAUUUCUCUUAGUUGGCAGUUAUAAGGGUAACAACCUCAUCACUGGGGAUUUUUCGCACCUUCCUUCUAAAUUAAGAUGGUUCAGUUGGUUUUAUACCCCUUUGGAAAUAGUACCAGCCAAUUUUUAUCAUGAGGAACUAGUUCAUCUUGACUUAUCAAGGAGUGAAAUCAACCUAGCUUGGAAUGAUAGACCUCAAAAUAAUAUAAAGAGGUUUCAAAAAUUGAAGAUUCUUAUUCUCAAAAGCUGUUAUCAUCUCUCAGACUCUUUCGACUUCUUCUCAUGGUUUCCAUGUUUACAAAGAUUGGAUCUGACGGACUGCCGUUAUCUUUUGAAACUCCCGGAUGGUAUUUGCGAGCUGGCUUCUCUCAAAAGUCUUAUACUCCACGGUUGUUUUUCAAUCAAGAAGUUGCCUACGUCCAUAGGUAAUCUAAAACAUUUGGUUCAGCUUUCAGUAAGUUGGACAAGAAUUGAAGAACUGCCUGAUGGUGUAGGGCAAUUAGAGAAGCUUGAGAAAUUAGAUGUUUUAGGAUGCAGUGAGCUGGUGAGGCUACCAACAUCAAUGGGUAGAAUGAGGAGUUUGGUUCACUUUGACAUGACAGAUACUAAGAUUCUAAAAUUACCAGAUGAUUUUUCAAAGCUCUUGAGCUUAGAGGUGUUGAGAAUGAGAAUGGUAUGGCUACAUUAUCAGUCAGACUCCGGGAGGCUUCAACCACUCCAAAUCAGCAAGAGUAGUUUUCCUUCUCAACUUCAGGUUCUAUAUUUGGAACGUUACAUGAACCUUGAAUCUCUUCCAGAGCUUCCCUCCACUUUAACUAGUCUGGAAGUUAAGGAGUGUAUUUCGCUGCAGAUAAUUUCAGAUCUAUCACACUUGGAAUUGUUGAAGGAAUUAUUACUUUAUGGUUGCAAAUCAUUGGUAAGAUUACCGGAUUUGUCAAACCUUAAAAUAUUGAGGAAAUUUUGGAUUAGAAAUUGUGAAAAUCUAGAGGAAAUUCCCAGCCUCGAAGGAACAGAAUCCUUGGAAGAGUUGAAAGUGGAAGGUUGCCCCAAAUUAAAAGAGUUACAAGAUUUGUCAAAUCUGAAAAAUUUGAGAGAAUUAGAGAUUAGGGACUGUAAAAAUCUAGAGAAAAUUCACCUCAUCGAAGGAACAGAAUACUUGAAAGAGUUGACAGUGGAAGAUUGCCCCAAAUUAACAGAGUUACCGGCCACUGCCAAUAGUGCUUUGUUAGAGUCCUCGAUUCCGGUUUCGGUAGACGACCUCUUGGCAAAGGCAGUACACAAGCGCUAUGAGAGGUUGGUGAUGGUAAGGACCAAAGCCAUAAAGGGUAAAGGAGUUUGGUACUGGGCACACCUGGAGCCCAUACUCGUUCAUAAUUUUGAUAAUGGCCUCGCCAAAGCCGUCAAGCACCGUUGUUCGCUUUGCGAUGCAAUUUGUGUUCUCUGUUUCGAACCCAUCUUGCACUUCUUCAGAGCAUCUCAAGAGGGGUACUUGUCCUAA
This is a messenger RNA of Telopea speciosissima, 3048 nucleotides long. Its product is annotated as disease resistance protein RUN1-like. The record is from RefSeq and is a predicted model, not a curated record. The transcript has 5 exons. Bases 223 to 3048 code for a protein of 941 amino acids. Gene Ontology annotation, molecular function: ATP hydrolysis activity; ADP binding. NCBI's taxonomy places the organism in Eukaryota, Viridiplantae, Streptophyta, Magnoliopsida, Proteales, Proteaceae. Gene Ontology annotation, biological process: defense response.